AUGCAAUUACCAGAUCCCUAUUCCAGGCGCAUUGCAGAGAUCGGCGACGUUGGAUAUAUAAAUGAUAGCGGCACCUUCAUAUUUGUCUUCAAUCUUUUUCUCCCGAGCAACGAUCCAUUGAACCAGUUGUUUCCAAAUAAGCUGCCAGAGGACUACUUCCCACUAGAUCCUCCCACCGACAACGAGAUUCUGAAAAUACCUGAUUAUUUUGCGCCUGGAUCCGUUAUUGCAAGUAAUGGUGUCAAUGUCACUCGGGUUUCCGAGUCUCCCCUUCACCUCAAGUUCAAGUCUUCAGAGGCAGAAGCGGUCGCCGUUGUCCUGCCUGAUGGUGCCAGCAGAGAAGACUUCAAAGGAAUAUCUCGCUUACAGGAACACCUAAAUACACACGCUGAACGUUGGAUGCAAUAUUUGAACAACGGAAGACAUUCGUAUUCCGUUCCCAACGGUGGCCUUUAUGUUUGUGCCAGUAAGUCUGGCAUCGUAUCUUAUGAGGGGACAAGCUACGGGGGGGUUGAUCUUCAAGAACGUUGUUUAUUUAUUCGCGGGAUACGGAUUGCACUUUCCGACCUUGAGUGGAACGUGCAAAUCGACGAAAUAGAUUCCGACAAUACCCCCGUUUCGCAGUUGCCCUCAACUCCCCCUAUCUCAGACCUGGUGCUUCCCGCCAAGAUAGAUGACGAAGAGCCUCUUCAACUUGAGGCUGAGAUCAAUAACAAGGAGAUAAACCACGGUAUCGACAGUGACAGUGUGAAUAGCGACAUUACUCAAAACAACAAUGUCGAAGUCCGUAAUUAUCCAUUUCAUCCAUCGGAUCUUAUUCUUCAAUAUAUGUUUUCCAGGAAAAUGUGUAAUUUGGCUAAUAAGUACUCGGAAACAUUGUAUACUAAUGGUAUUGGAGUCUAUAUUAUUGCAAGUAAAGGAAGAGCAAUGCAAUUAGAAACAAAGGAAGUUGGUUGGGAGAAUACGAAAACGUACCAACGGGGUCAGCAAUCCGAGGUGCAACCAACGCCGUUCUAG
Psilocybe cubensis is the source of this 1017-nucleotide messenger RNA. RefSeq lists its product as uncharacterized. The transcript is spliced from 5 exons. The record is from RefSeq and is a predicted model, not a curated record. NCBI's taxonomy places the organism in Eukaryota, Fungi, Basidiomycota, Agaricomycetes, Agaricales, Agrocybaceae. Bases 1 to 1017 code for a protein of 338 amino acids.